AUGACACUGCCCGUAACAAAUGCCUUCGCGGGAGCCAAGAUUCCCGAGUGGGGAGCUGCUGAGACCUUUGAGCCUACGAAAUUUUUAGAAGCGAAACCUGAUGCUUCCUACGAUGGAUCAUUCACUGAGCUUACGCCGAAAAUGCCAGUGUGCGUCGACUACUGCGAGCCAGCAAGUGCUCUCAGCACUGCCAUUGUCCAACAAAAGGGUUCACACGAAGGUGGACUAUGGAAGUCCACACGAAGGGACUAUGGAAACGAUAUGAUCGUCUUCUUUCCGAAAAUUGGGUGCUCCUUGCUCAUACAUGUUGGGCAUUGGUGCUGUCAACGUGAUCAUAACAGUCUACCGGAUUCGUCAUGCCAUCAGGGAGGAUCGAGGGAGACACAACAGAUGAUUGGAUUAAAUGAGUAUUUUCUUCAACUUGAUGAUCGUUUCUCAAUCCCAUGUGAGCCGUCCUCAAGACAGAUCGACAUUGGAAGCCGAUGGACAAUGAUGACGAGCGAGGUCAUUUCGUACGAUCGGGUCAAGGUUUCAAAACAGGCCGAACUUCUGCCCAAGAAAGGACGACUACUAUGCUUUGUGAUUACUACACCUAAGUAUCACUACACCAGGGUACCAGCGAUUCACGAGACAUGGUUACCACGAUGUGAUCAUGGUCAGUUCUUCACUACUGUCGAAUUGGGACAGGAAAUUCCGCACAGCACCGUUCUAAUGGACGUGCCUGACGACUAUCGGUACCUGUUCCAGAAAACACUAGUCGCUCUGCACUACGCGUAUACGAAUAUUUCUGACCAAUUCGACUGGUAUUAUAAGGCUGACGAUGACACAUAUGUAAUUAUGGAGCAUAUGUACGAGUAUCUUGCUACACUCGACCCUGAAGAGCCUUACUACCUUGGAUACAACAUGAGACCUUAUUUG
Messenger RNA from Ostertagia ostertagi, 918 nucleotides. The record is from the annotation of a GenBank genome assembly. Lineage: Eukaryota; Metazoa; Nematoda; Chromadorea; Rhabditida; Trichostrongylidae.